Molecule: messenger RNA, 2448 nt
Organism: Desarmillaria tabescens
Lineage: Eukaryota; Fungi; Basidiomycota; Agaricomycetes; Agaricales; Physalacriaceae
Product: general amino acid permease AGP2
Exons: 15
Coding region: 496-2148 (550 amino acids)
Biological process (GO): amino acid transmembrane transport
Cellular component (GO): membrane
Molecular function (GO): amino acid transmembrane transporter activity
Source: RefSeq, a predicted model, not a curated record
GCGCCCCUUCCUUUCUUCGAUGCCGCAACAGACCCUUGACCUAAUAUCAGCUCAUACUAUAUACAUCCACUUUUCGCGUCAAUUGCUACUCGAAUAAUAAAUAUGACUCUACCCGAGCAGAGGCGAGGCCGUCAGCGUCAACCAUAAUGCGGCGUCGUUAUCAAAGAACAGAAACACGAUAAGAUAUCUCACAUCAAUAGACCUCCAGAUACCCAAUGACCUGUGUUCUGCAACAGCUGAGAGCUCUUGGCCUUCCUUUGCCAUUCCUCUACACCCCCUGACGUAGCAUCGAGCCAGGUCCGGCCCAACCGCCUCUUCAAAGUUCAUCGAUAUCGACUCCACACAAUCCCGCCACUUUUAGCCCCCAUCAAAAGGAUCACAUGUAAUUCCUCUCCAGAUCCUCGCGUGCAUCAAUUGUGGUCCAUAUUCUGUAUGAUGACGUGCUCCGCGGAACUGUAUUAAUUUGAAGGUGCUGCAGGUUGUAUUCGUACCACUAUGAGCAUCAAAGACCGCCCGGUCGACGACAAGGACCUUAAUGUCGAGGAGACAUUGACCUAUCACGGGACGGAGAGCCUCUAUUCCGAUGACCAGACUCAUCGGAAACUCAAGAGUAGGCACAUUCAGCUCAUUGGUAUUGGGGGAACCAUCGGAACGGCACUCUUCGUCCAAAUUGGCGCAUCUUUGACCAAAGGAGGACCUACUAGUUUGUUUCUUGCCUUUACGAUAUGGUCAACAUUUAUUCUCGCCGUCAACAACUGUCUCUCUGAGAUGGUCACCUGGAUUCCCAUCUCUUCCCCAUUUGUGCGAUUCGCCGACCGUUUUGUAGACCCAGCCCUUGGCUUCACCGCCGCCAUCAACUUUUUCGUCUUCGAAGCAGCACUGGUCCCAUUCGAGAUCGUCGCUUUCAACGUCGUAUUACAAUUUUGGACGGACAAGAUCCCUGUUGCUGCUGUUAUCGCUUUUGUGAUCGUAUGCUAUGCUUUUCUGAAUGUUUUCGCUGUAAAAUGGUAUGGAGAGUCUGAGUUUUGGUUAGCAUUUGGCAAGGUUCUCCUUGCUCUAGGCUUGAUAUCAUUCACAUUCAUUACCAUGGUGGGCGGUAAUCCAUUACACGACGCGUAUGGAUUCCGCUAUUGGAAUCCGUCCAACGUGUCAGGAGCACCAUUCGCAGAAUUCAUCCAGACAGGGGAUCUCGGGCGCUUUAUGGGCUUCCUCGCGUGUCUUAUCCAGGCAUCUUUCACUAUCGCAGGUCCGGAUUACGUUUCAAUGACCGCAGGCGAGGCGGAAUUUCCGCGCAAGAACCUCCCUCGAGCGUACAAGAGCGUAUUCUAUCGCCUGACCACCUUUUUCGUCCUUGGAUCUCUGUGCAUUGGGAUCGUGGUACCUUACAAUGACACGAAUCUAUUGAAAGCACUCUCUGAUGCCAAGCCAGGGGCGGGGUCCUCGCCCUAUGUUAUUGCGAUGCAACGCAUGGGGAUCCCAGUCCUCCCUCACUUUGUCAACGCGCUGGUCAUGACGUCCAUCUUCUCAGCGGGGAACAGUUAUGUGUAUUGCGCUAGUAGGACGCUGUUUGGCUUGGCACUCGAAGGCAAGGCUUUGAAGAUCUUUGCUAGGUGCACGAGAUCUGGUGUGCCCAUCUAUUCCGUCGCUUUGACGCUAGCGAUAGCUCUCUUGGCCUUUUUACAGGUCUCAACUAAUGCAGCUGUGGUUCUUAAUUGGUUUGUGAGCCUUGUGACAGCCUCGCAGUUGUUGAACUUUGCCUGCAUCUCGUUCACAUAUAUCCGAUUUUACAACGCGCUCAAGGCCCAGGGCAUUGACCGCUCGACGUUGCCUCACAAAAGUUUCUGGCAACCUUUCUGCGCAUACUAUGCACUCUUUGGUACCGUGGUUAUGGCCUUCGUUGGUGGCUAUACCGUGUUUCUUAAGGGCAGAUGGGACGUGCCCACCUUCCUCUUCUCCUAUGCAAUGAUUGGAAUCUGCCCCGUCCUGUUUGUAGCAUGGAAGGUGUAUCACCGAACGCCAUGGCGGAGACUUACCGAAGUCACUUUCUUCGAGUUAGAGCGAGCCCAGAUAGACCGCUACGAGGAGAACUUCGUAGAAGAAACUUCUUCAAAUCGUUUCCUUGGAUUCUGGAACUGGAUUAAUUCAUGACCAAGCGCUAACACUAGCUUCUCCAAUCAAGCGUAGAAAAUUGACGUAUAAUUUGGUUUUCAUAAUAUAUGGUACACAUCCAUGAUCUAUGCCUGGGCUGCCACAGGAGGGUCUGCUGAACUAAGCCCUUCAACACGCGUCUCGUAUCCGUAUCCGCCACCAGGAGCACCAGGUACAUCGCCUGGGCCAUCGUAGUGCAUCUUGGAUAUAUCGUAGUUGCCUGUAGGGUUUGCUUAUAGUCAGGAAACGUAUCUUGCCACAGUGAGAUAGGCACACACCAAUGAAUAUCCAUCCAUCUUC